Anolis sagrei ordinatus is the source of this 1417-nucleotide messenger RNA. It is a transcript of the gene SEPTIN1, whose product is annotated as septin 1. Gene Ontology annotation, cellular component: septin ring; septin complex; cell division site. Gene Ontology annotation, molecular function: GTP binding; molecular adaptor activity; GTPase activity. NCBI's taxonomy places the organism in Eukaryota, Metazoa, Chordata, Lepidosauria, Squamata, Anolidae. The record is from RefSeq and is a predicted model, not a curated record. Gene Ontology annotation, biological process: regulation of exocytosis; cytoskeleton-dependent cytokinesis; intracellular protein localization.
UGUCAGCGAGAAGGUGCAUAGGCCUCCUUGAAGCAUUUCUCCAAUCCAACCAAGAGGCCAAUCAUGGACAAAGAUUAUGUUGGCUUUGCCACCCUGCCCACCCAAGUCCACAGAAAGUCUGUGAAGAAGGGUUUUGACUUCACACUGAUGGUGGCAGGAGAAUCAGGACUUGGAAAAUCCACUCUUAUCAACAGCCUCUUCUUGACAGAUCUGUAUAAAGAUCGUGUGCUUCCAGAUGCUCAAGAGAGGAUUCCCCAGACUAUGGAAAUUGUCAAGCAUGCCAUCGAUAUUGAAGAGAAAGGAGUGAAAGUUAAACUGACAGUGAUCGAUACUCCAGGAUUUGGGGACGCAGUGGACAAUACUGAGUGCUGGAAGCCAAUUGGCCAUUACAUCGAUUGCCAAUUUGAGCAGUAUUUUCGUGAUGAGAGUGGCUUGGACCGUAAGAACAUUCAGGAUGGGCGUGUCCAUUGCUGUCUAUAUGUCUUAUCACCUUUUGGACAUGGUCUUCGCCCCCUAGACAUUGCUUUCCUUCAAGCCAUCCAUGACAAAGUCAAUAUCGUGCCCGUGAUCGGAAAAGCGGACAGCUUGACUCCAACAGAAGUACAGCAUAUGAAGGAGAAGAUCCGGCAGGAGUUAGAAGAAAACGGCAUCCGCCUUUAUGAGUUCCCUGAAUGUGACUCAGAUGAGGACGAAGAGUUCAAAGCUCAGGAUGCUGAGAUGAAGCACAGCAUCCCUUUUGCUGUCAUUGGAUCUAACCAGGUGGUCCGAGAGCUGAAGGACAAAGUAUUCAGAGGAAGGCAAUAUACCUGGGGAACAGUGGAAGUGGAAAACUCUGCUCACUGCGACUUCCUCAAGCUCCGAAAUAUGCUGAUCCAAACCCAUAUGCAGGAUUUAAAGGACGUGACCCAUGAGGUUCAUUAUGAGAAUUACCGUGCACAGUGUAUCCAGAGCCUGACCAGAACUGGGGUUCGGGACCGCAGCAGCCGCGCGAAACUGUCCCGUCAAAGUGCCACAGAGAUGCCACUCCUGCCUUUGGCUGACACGGAGAAACUGAUUCGUGAGAAAGAUGAAGAGCUCCGUCGGAUGCAGGAAAUGCUACAGAAAAUGCAGGCGCAGAUGUUGCAGAGCCAGGGGGAACAGAGCGACAGCCUCUAAGACACAACACAGCUCUCAUAUUGUCAUGGAAAUCCAAGCAGAGAUUGGCACGGCAAGGCCAGAACUGGAGGUCCAUGAGCUUUGGCAACGUCUGUGUCAAGGGGAACUCUUUGCCUUUGAGGAAAGGAAAGACACCACUUUCCAGUGGAUGAACCGCUCUCUCUUGCAUAGUGUAUCCAUGCUAUACAGCAGUGUACUCCCCUUGGAAUAAUAUGGCUUCAGCACACAGACAGUGAUCGUCAGUGAAAAUAAAAUAUAUUUU